AUGGAUUCUCUUCUCCAACCACCAUUUAGCCCAAAACAGCGCGUGCAGAAAUACCUCGAAAACACCCUCACAACAGUGUUAACCCAACUCAAUAUCUCCAAGCCCGGAGAGGGCGAAGGAGAUGCAACCAUAACACUCAAGCGAAGGAUAACAAGCCCGACUACCACUGUCUUCCGUAUCGACUCCUCAACCGGCGCACUCCAGGCAGUCCGAGCAGAAACAACUGUCACCUACUCGUUCCCAGGGAAAGAUGGAUAUGAAGCGUGGAGAUUCACUGCGAAGGGUCUCGUAGCAGGAUAUUAUCGAGUGACAACGGUGAGGGACGAGGUUAUUGAUGCACGGGAAUCGACGGAAGAUUGCCUUAUCCCAAGGGUACAGGACAUAGCGGAUCUGGAUAUUUCAGAUGUCAAGUGGAUCCUGAUCAUUGAGAAGGAGGCUGUCUUUCGUCGUCUCGUCCGAAACAACUUCCAUAACCAUACCAUAGUAGGAAAAGGAAUCCUAAUUACGGGGAAAGGCUAUCCGGACCUUGCAACCCGCUCUUUCGUUCGCAGGAUCUUUCAAAGUACAUUCCCACGAUCGACCCUGACCCAAGCUCCCCCCUUCUAUAUCCUCGCCGAUGGUGAUCCGGAUGGGAUAGCCAUAAUGUCAACAUACAAAUACGGCUCUAUGGCGCACACACGAGAGAAUGAACGGCUGAACCUUCCUUGUCUGCAGUGGCUAGGGCUACGCAUCUCCGAGAUAAUUGGAGGCUUAGAGUCUGACGCGGACGAGACCCUAAUGUCGCUAACAAGGAGGGAUAGGAGAAAGAUUGGGACCAUGUUGAAACGGAGUCCGAUUUGGGCAGUAGAUGGGCCUGAGGCAGAAUGGCGGGUGGAGUUGCAGCGCAUGCUGAUCCUGAAUGUUAAAGCUGAGAUUGAGAUACUGUACGACCGUGCCGGCGGGCUCGAGGGGUGGAUUGAUCGUCAUAUGAAAACACAGGGGCAGUAAAUCCUAUUCUUUCAUCGUACUGUGAUCCACGUCCAAAAAUAUACCUAAAAGGUACAAGAAAGGGAGAAAUACCGACCAACGCCCACAGUCCCAACGCGAUGCAGAGAUUGAAGCCCGCUAUGCAUGCACUGGGAAGCAGCAACUCAGAAGAGAAAACAGGUGAUGCCAACUGGAAGCCUAUAUACACAGAGCAUCACGACACACCACACAAUAAUCCUAAGUCCUUCCAUGGCCAAUGGGUCCAGUCCAUUAAGCUACUUGAUAUCUUCGUCGAAG
Molecule: messenger RNA, 1263 nt
Organism: Aspergillus nidulans FGSC A4
Lineage: Eukaryota; Fungi; Ascomycota; Eurotiomycetes; Eurotiales; Aspergillaceae
Product: putative meiosis-specific topoisomerase Spo11
Exons: 5
Coding region: 1-987 (328 amino acids)
Cellular component (GO): chromosome
Molecular function (GO): DNA topoisomerase type II (double strand cut, ATP-hydrolyzing) activity; DNA binding
Source: RefSeq, a predicted model, not a curated record